AUGCCGAAUGCGAAGAAAGCCAAGUCGCCGUUUCUGAGAGGGUCUUUCUUUGCUGGCUCCGCCAAGAAGGAAAAGAAAUCUGACGCCGCGGCGCGACCCGCGGCGUCCUCGGGCGGUGCUGCGUCGGUCCCGUCCGAUGACCAGCGUGGAAGAAGCGCAGGCCGCGCCCCACUGAGCACGACGACGCCGGGCGAACUCGGCACUCAGGAUUCGAGUCACCCAGGCGCGCGGACAUCGGUGCACGGCGUGCCGGCGUAUACGCAGGCAGUCCCUCGAAAGUGGAAGGUGCGCCACCCGAGGCGAUCGCACCACGGCGUCGCUUCGCGCUUCAGGCGAGUCCUGCGAAGGAAGGGCCGCACUGUCGCCCCAGAGUACGCAAACGUGUUCCUCAUCCUCGGGCUCUGCGACGGAGAGCUCAUUCAGAAUGGCUACGUGUGCCUCCGCGCCGCGGACGUGACUGAGUCGGGCGUGGAGGGUGUCUCUCAACUCACGGGCUACCCAUUUCUCCGCCACUGUAUUCUCGUGAACAAAAAAACCCGCCGAACGAAGCAACCGAAGACCUACUACACUGUGUUGGGAACUGGUCAGUACACCGCCAUCGUCAACGCGUCGACGCAGGUGGACGGCAUGGCGCCGCUCGAAGUCUGCGUUCUUCGGCGGAGCGGAGGCCCGCAGUUAGAGAAGAAGCGUAGCAGUCACCGGUCUUCGAUCGUUGGCAGCGUUGUCGGCACGCUGCGGUCUUCAGCGAGAGAGCUGGGUCUCGUGAGCUCCGGCUGA
This is a messenger RNA of Besnoitia besnoiti, 777 nucleotides long. RefSeq lists its product as uncharacterized. Lineage: Eukaryota; Apicomplexa; Conoidasida; Eucoccidiorida; Sarcocystidae. The transcript has 3 exons. The record is from RefSeq and is a predicted model, not a curated record. Bases 1 to 777 code for a protein of 258 amino acids.